AUGGCACCUUAUGUGGAGGAGCCGAACGACGAGGCGUCCUUUGCGCCUGCCAAACCAGCUCCCAAUCUGGUAGCCCCAGAGCCAGAACACUGCCCUGGUCCCGAGUCCGAGAAAGCUGGCCAAGGUGAUGCCUGCGCUGGCUGUCCCAAUCAACAGAUCUGUGCCUCCGCGCCCAAAGGCCCCGACCCCGAUAUCGCAAUCAUCACCGAGCGACUCUCUCAGAUCCGACACAAGAUCCUCGUCCUCUCCGGUAAAGGUGGAGUAGGAAAAUCUACCUUUUCGACCCUCUUAUCCCAUGCUUUCGCCGCAAACCCAGAGUCAACCGUCGGAAUUAUGGACACUGAUAUCUGUGGCCCAUCUAUUCCGAAGAUGAUGGGUGUGGAAGCAGAGACUAUCCAUAUUAGUAACGCGGGUUGGAGUCCGGUGUGGGUGACGGAUAACCUGGGUGCCAUGAGCGUGCAGUUCAUGCUACCCAACCGUGACGAUGCCGUCAUCUGGCGCGGACCCAAGAAAAACGGUCUCAUCAAGCAAUUCCUCAAGGAUGUGGACUGGGGCGAGCUGGACUACCUGAUCGUCGACACCCCUCCUGGAACCUCAGACGAGCAUCUGUCGGUCAACUCUCUGCUGAAGGAAUCUGGGGUUGAUGGUGCGGUUGUCGUCACUACCCCGCAAGAGGUUUCCCUGCUGGACGUGCGAAAAGAAAUCGACUUUUGUCGCAAGGCAGGUAUCCGUAUCCUCGGUCUCGUCGAGAACAUGUCCGGAUUCGUGUGCCCAAGCUGCACACACGAGUCGCAGAUUUUCCGCGCCACGACAGGUGGAGGUCGCCGGUUAGCAAAGAAGAUGGGGAUUCCGUUCUUGGGAGCUGUGCCUUUGGAUCCCCGUGUUGGAAUGGCGUGUGACUACGGCGAGAGCUUCGUUGAAAACUUCCCCGACAGCCCUGCAUCCAAGGCCAUUAAGCGCGUUGUUAGGGCGGUUGGUGCGGCAGUCGGAGAAAACCCGGAUGACGUCCUUCCGGAGGAUAUUGUCGCUUGA
Messenger RNA from Penicillium verhagenii, 1032 nucleotides. It is a transcript of the gene nbp35, whose product is annotated as Fe-S cluster-binding ATPase. Lineage: Eukaryota; Fungi; Ascomycota; Eurotiomycetes; Eurotiales; Aspergillaceae. The transcript is spliced from 2 exons. Gene Ontology annotation, molecular function: ATP binding; ATP-dependent FeS chaperone activity; 4 iron, 4 sulfur cluster binding. The record is from RefSeq and is a predicted model, not a curated record. Gene Ontology annotation, biological process: iron-sulfur cluster assembly. Gene Ontology annotation, cellular component: cytosol. The coding region runs from base 1 to 1032 and encodes 343 amino acids.